UAACCAUGUGAUCUAAGUUUUGUUUACUUGGUCAAAAUGGUUGCAGCUCUACUGUUAGUUGGAGUAGCCACAAUUGUUUUUGCAGUCAUAUGGUAUAUGCAAUAUGGAAAAUUGAGGAAAGAAUUGAAUAAGUUCCCUGGACCUGCUGCUGUCCCUGUCUUUGGAAAUGCCUUAAUGUUGAAGACAGAUAGAAAAGAAUUUUAUCAACAGUUGCAGACAUUUUGUGAAGACUACAGACAAAAAGGAAUAUUCAGACUUUGGUUGUAUGAGGGCUCACCUUUGGUCUUAUUUUACAAGCCUGAACUUUGUGAGAUAUUAUUGAACAGUAGUAAACAUAUAGACAAGGCACAAGAAUACAGAUUUCUUCAUCCUUGGUUAGGAACAGGCUUAUUAACCAGUACUGGUACAAAAUGGAAGACAAGAAGAAGAAUGCUGACACCAACUUUCCACUUUAAGAUUCUUAAUGAUUUUAUGGGUGUAUUUAAUGAUCAAAUUGAUGUAAUGAUGAAUAAACUGGAAGGAAAAUGGAAGAAUGGAACUUUUAAUAUCUUCAAUGAUAUAACUUUGUGCGCCCUAGAUAUUAUAUGUGAGACAGCCAUGGGAAGAACAAUUAAUGCACAGAAUGAUGAUGAUUCAGAAUAUGUCAAAGCUGUUUACAAAAUAACAGAGAUUAUUUUAACAAGACAGAGAUCUCCAUGGUUUUGGCCUGAUUUUAUGUUUAAUACAAUAGGAGCAGGCAAGGAACAUGACAGAUUACUUAAAAUUUUACAUGGUUUCACAGAAAAGGUUAUAAAAGAAAAAAGUGCAGAAUUUUCAAAGAAACAAGCAAAUGGGUUGACAAUGGAGGAUAUUCUCAAUAACCAUGACGAUGAUGAAACAUCAUACAUUAGUCGUGAGAAACGUUUAGCAUUUCUGGACAUGCUGCUAUGUUCUACAGUACAGGGUGAAAGUUUGUCAUUUAUGGAUAUCAGAGAAGAAGUUGAUACAUUCAUGUUUGAGGGUCAUGACACAACAGCAGCAGCAAUGAGUUUUACAAUGCAUUUGAUUGGUGCACAUCCUGAAGUACAAGCAAAGGUUCACAAAGAAUUAGAUGAGGUUUUUGGUGACAGCAACAGGAGAGCAACCAUGAAAGACUUGAAAUCAUUGAAGUACUUAGAAUGUGUUAUAAAGGAAGGACUGAGAUUAUUCCCCUCAGUUCCAUUUUUUGGAAGAACAACAACAGAAGAUCUAGUCAUAAAUAACGUCACUAUUCCCCAAGGAACAACAUGUAUAUUAGUAACAUUUGCUUUGCAUAUGGAUCCUAAGUAUUUCCCAAAUCCUGAAAAGUUUGAUCCAGAUCGAUUUUUACAAGAGAAUAUCAAAAAUCGUCAUCCAUACUGCUAUGUACCUUUUUCUGCUGGACCAAGAAACUGCAUUGGUCAAAAGUUUGCUAUGUUAGAGGAGAAGGCAAUGAUUUCCUCCAUUUUAAGGAAAUAUAAUGUUAAAGCAACACAGACAAGAGAAGAAAUGUGUGCUAUAGGAGAAAUUAUUUUGAGAGCAGAUGGUGGAGUCUAUGUAGAACUGUCUCCAAGAUGAUAGAUACUAUAGUUUUACAAAAACUCUAUAAAGUUCCAGCAUUAUUGCUAGUACAUUCAGUAUUAAUUUUUGCACUAUAUCUUCACCCUUGAUUCUACAUGGAUAUGAAGCAAUCAAAAUAAUUGUCUUUGAAAGUAAUGUUGUGAAACAAAAGUAUCCUUGAAAAGGAUUGUUGUCCAAUCAAAAACAUUUAAAACAAUCAAGUUUUGAUAAUUUUAUAUCUGAUAUUAGUGUUACUUUUCAAUAAAUGUUCUUUCAUU
Molecule: messenger RNA, 1835 nt
Organism: Mytilus californianus (California mussel)
Lineage: Eukaryota; Metazoa; Mollusca; Bivalvia; Mytilida; Mytilidae
Product: cytochrome P450 4V2-like
Exons: 12
Coding region: 37-1575 (512 amino acids)
Molecular function (GO): oxidoreductase activity, acting on paired donors, with incorporation or reduction of molecular oxygen; iron ion binding; monooxygenase activity
Source: RefSeq, a predicted model, not a curated record